Molecule: messenger RNA, 2302 nt
Organism: Drosophila arizonae
Lineage: Eukaryota; Metazoa; Arthropoda; Insecta; Diptera; Drosophilidae
Gene: Nsun2
Product: tRNA (cytosine(34)-C(5))-methyltransferase Nsun2
Biological process (GO): tRNA methylation
Cellular component (GO): cytoplasm; nucleus
Molecular function (GO): tRNA (cytidine-N5)-methyltransferase activity; tRNA binding
Source: RefSeq, a predicted model, not a curated record
UAAAACUGCAAAACUGAGUAAAGUGAAUAAUAGCAGAUACUAGCUCAAUGGCGCGUGGCAAGAAACAGAAUCCAUUUGCAGCUAGAAAACGACAAAAGCGUGCAAAUGGUGCUCCGGAGCGACCGGAUCGACGUGCCGAGCCCUACAAGGAAAUCGAGCGUGACAAUGCGGCCUUCAUUAAGUACUAUCACCUGCAGAACAUCUGUGCCGACGAGGAGGAAUGGACACAAUUCUUGGCCAGCAUUCGGGAAAAUCUGCCCACCACAUUUCGUGUAACCGGCUUCAAGGAUGAAGCCAAGGCGUUGCUGAACAUAAUUAAGACGCAGCUCUUCACCGAGUAUGUGCGCGCUGUGGCCGAACUGCACGAGCUGCCCGCCGAGCAGGUGGAGCGCCCCCUCUGCCUGCCCUGGUAUCCAAACGGAAUGGCCUAUCAGCUGCACUUGACUCGGAAGGACAUUCGCCGCUCGGAGCCGCUGUUUCGGCUGCACAACUUUCUCAUUGUGGAGACAACGGCGGGUAGCAUAAGUCGUCAGGAAGCGGUGUCCAUGAUUCCGCCCCUGGUGCUCGACGUUCAGCCAACGGACAAGGUGCUGGACAUGUGCGCCGCGCCUGGCUCAAAGACGGCACAGCUCAUCGAAGCCCUACACGCGUCGCCGGAGCAGCACAAAAUUCCUCCCGGGUUCGUGCUGGCCAACGAUGUGGACAACAAUCGCUGCUAUAUGCUGGUCCACCAGGCUAAACGCCUGAAUUCCCCCUGUCUGCUGGUGACCAACCACGACAGCAGCUUCUUUCCCAAUCUGCUGCAAACGGAUGUAGCCACCAACGCCAAGACCAUCCUGAAGUUUGAUAAGAUCCUGUGUGACGUGCCCUGCUCCGGCGAUGGCACGCUGCGGAAGAAUCCGGACAUCUGGAUGAAGUGGAACCUGGCUCAGGCCUACAAUCUGCACGGAGUUCAGUAUAGAAUCGUGCGCCGAGGCGCUGAGAUGCUGGCCGUCGGUGGACGCUUGGUGUAUUCCACUUGCUCGCUGAAUCCCAUAGAGAAUGAGGCGGUGCUGCAGCGUAUCAUCAAGGAUUCGGAGGGAGCUUUGGAGCUGGUGGAUGCCUCGCAUCUGGUGCCGGGUCUCAAAUAUAAGCCGGGCAUGACCGACUGGAAGCUGGCCACCAAGGAGGUGGACGCCAUCUACACUUCCUUUGACCAGGUGCCCGAGCAGCUGCACACAAUCAUACGGCCGACGAUGUUUCCCCUGCCCGCCGCGGAGAUGUCCCAAAUCGGCAUAGAGAAGUGCAUGCGGGUACUGCCCCACUUGCAGGACAGUGGCGGCUUUUUUGUGGCCGUCAUCGAGAAGCGGCGUCCGCUGAACUUCGAGAAGAAUGACCUAGAGGAUUUGCUGAAGAAGGCUGAACUGCUGGAGAAACCAGAGCAGCCGGAGGCUCAGCUCGACGAGUCGGGCAAGCCGGUGGAAGACGAGAAGUCUGUGCCGUGGGGACCACAACGGAAGCGCCGACGCCUCCAUGGCUACAAAGAGGAUCCGUAUGUGUUCUUUGACGAGGAUGAUGCUGACUACGAGAGCAUACGGCAGUUCUACCAGCUGAAUGAGACGCUCAACAAGCGCUGCCUGCUCACUCGCUGCAAGACGGAGCGCAAGAAGAACAUCUACUACUGCUCCGACCCCAUAAGAGAUCUGGUGAUCAAUAACGAGAGCAACAUCAAGAUCAUCAAUACGGGCGUGAAGACGUUUGUGCGUUGCGAAAAUCGUCAUACGGUGCAUCCGUAUCGCCUGGCCCAGGAGGGUCUGCAGACGUCGAAUGCCUUCAUUGGCAGCAGUAGGCGCAUACAGGUGGAGCGCGAGGAUCUGAUCCUGCUGCUGAACUGCACGGAUCCAACGAAGCCGCCGUCGACGCUUGAGCUGAAGCCAGAGACGCAGCAGCGUUGCAAAGAGCUAGGCGUGGGCAGCUGCAUCCUGAAAUACGUGGACGAGGCGUUUACACUGUUCAUUGUGGGCUGGCGCGGCACUUCCAGCCUGCGCGCCUAUGUCGAUCGUGACGAGACGAUUCACAUUCUGCGCCUUCUGGGCGCCGACCUCAGCAAAUUUGAGGUCAACAAAUACGAGAAGGCGAAGGAGGCCGCCGCUGCCGCGGCUGCUGCAGCAGCGGCUGCGGGCGAUGCUGCCGAGCAAAAGAAUGACGAGGCGGAAGAAGUGAUGGAGAGCUCAGAAAAGGAGUAGCAUAUACACAUAUUGUAAUUAAAUAUAACUUAUCUGACAAAUUUGUACAUCGAGUUUGAAUAAUGAAACUCCGUCAA